UAGUUAUUUACAAUGGAAAUGGCUGGAGGCUCAACCAAUUACAUACAAAACAUUUCGUAUGUAUCGUGUACUGGGCAAAGGUGGCUUUGGCGAAGUUUGUGCAUGUCAGGUACGUGCCACAGGGAAAAUGUAUGCUUGCAAAAAAUUAGAAAAGAAGCGAAUUAAAAAACGCAAAGGCGAAUCUAUGGUCUUGACUGAAAAACAAAUACUGCAGAAAAUCAAUUCCCGUUUUGUUGUUAAUCUGGCCUAUGCUUAUGAAACAAAGGAUGCUUUAUGUUUGGUGCUAACAAUAAUGAAUGGUGGUGACUUGAAAUUCCACAUUUACAAUAUGGGCGGAGAGCCGGGCUUUGAAAUGGCACGUGCCCGAUUUUAUGCUGCCGAAGUUGUCUGCGGUCUGGAACAUUUACAUCAACAAGGCAUUGUCUAUAGAGAUUGUAAACCUGAAAAUAUCCUGCUAGAUGAUCAUGGGCAUGUUCGAAUCUCAGAUUUAGGUUUAGCUGUAGAAAUUGACGGGGAAAUGGUACGAGGUCGCGUAGGAACAGUGGGUUAUAUGUCCCCAGAAGUAAUUGAUAAUGAAAAAUACUCAUUUUCACCGGAUUGGUUUAGUUUUGGCUGUUUGCUCUAUGAAAUGAUUGAGGGUCAGGCUCCGUUUAGGGCACGCAAAGAAAAAGUCAAGCGCGAGGAAGUCGACCGAAGAGUUAAGGAGGAUCCUGAAAAGUAUUCCAGUAAAUUUACCGAUGAGGCCCCUUCAUUAUGCCAACAAUUACUCGCCAAAUCUGUUAAAUUACGUUUAGGCUGUCGCAAUGGCCGUUAUGGUGCUCGUGAAGUCAAACUGCAUCCGUUCUUUAAUUGUAUCAAUUGGAAACGUUUAGAGGCUGGUAUGGUUGAACCGCCAUUUGUACCAGAUCCCCAUGCAGUUUAUGCCAAAGAUGUCUUGGAUAUUGAACAAUUUUCAACGGUCAAAGGUGUUAAUAUUGAUGAAUCGGAUUCGAAUUUCUAUACGAAAUUCAAUACCGGUUCCGUUUCAAUAUCAUGGCAAAAUGAAAUGAUGGAAACCGAUUGUUUUAGAGAAUUAAAUGUAUUUGGUCCCGAUGAUAAUCCAACACCGGAUUUAUUAAUAAAUGCCAUACCUCAACCAGAUACAACUGGAUGUUUUCCCUUCCGAAGAAAGAAGAAACAACCGGCUAGAACUCAACCCAUUCCCAUUCCCGAACAUUUGUUAACCACUAGUCAUAGUGUUAGUUCAACAACUGUUGAGAGCUGAUAGAAGAAAAUCAAUAAUUCCAUAACAAUAAA
Musca vetustissima is the source of this 1296-nucleotide messenger RNA. It is a transcript of the gene Gprk2, whose product is annotated as G protein-coupled receptor kinase 2. The record is from RefSeq and is a predicted model, not a curated record. Bases 59 to 1264 code for a protein of 401 amino acids. Gene Ontology annotation, molecular function: G protein-coupled receptor kinase activity; ATP binding. The transcript has 7 exons. Gene Ontology annotation, cellular component: cytoplasm. Gene Ontology annotation, biological process: signal transduction; regulation of signal transduction; protein phosphorylation. Lineage: Eukaryota; Metazoa; Arthropoda; Insecta; Diptera; Muscidae.